Messenger RNA from Odobenus rosmarus divergens (Pacific walrus), 1161 nucleotides. RefSeq names its product hydroxysteroid (17-beta) dehydrogenase 11 (gene HSD17B11). Bases 113 to 1015 code for a protein of 300 amino acids. The record is from RefSeq and is a predicted model, not a curated record. Gene Ontology annotation, cellular component: lipid droplet. Gene Ontology annotation, molecular function: oxidoreductase activity, acting on the CH-OH group of donors, NAD or NADP as acceptor. The transcript is spliced from 7 exons. Lineage: Eukaryota; Metazoa; Chordata; Mammalia; Carnivora; Odobenidae.
CUUCCUUGCUUUUGCUUUUACUCUCUCCGGUGUUUGACGGAAUCGCCCUCCAGAAGCAAUUUAGAGUGAUUGGUGAAAGGCAGUACACCAAAAGCUCACGGCAACGACCAGGAUGAAAUUCUUUCUGCAUUGCCUCCAGCUUCUGCCCUUGCUGAUCAUCUUCACCCUAGAGUCUCUCCUGAAGCUUUUUAUUCCUAAGAAGAGAAAAUCAGUUACUGGAGAAAUCGUACUGAUUACUGGAGCUGGACACGGAAUUGGGAGACUAACUGCCUAUGAAUUUGCCAAACUUAAAAGCAAACUGGUUCUGUGGGAUAUAAAUAAGCACGGAAUUGAGGACACAGUUGCUGAAUGCAGGAGACUGGGUGCGAAGGCUUAUGCCUUUGUGGUAGACUGCAGUAACCGAGAAGAUAUUUACAACUCUGCAAAGAAGGUGAAGGAAGAAAUUGGAGAUGUUAGUAUUUUAAUAAAUAAUGCUGGUGUAGUCUACACAUCGGAUUUGUUUGCAACACAAGACCCUCAGAUUGAAAAGACUUUUGAAGUUAAUGUACUCGCACAUUUCUGGACUACAAAAGCAUUUCUUCCAGUGAUGAUGAAGAAUAAUCAUGGCCAUAUUGUCACCGUGGCUUCAGCAGCUGGGCAUGUUGGGGUCCCCUUCUUACUUGCUUAUUGUUCAAGCAAGUUUGCUGCUGUUGGAUUUCAUAAAGCUUUAACUGAAGAACUGGCUGCCUUAGAAAAAACUGGCAUCAAAACAACAUGUCUCUGCCCUAAUUUCAUAAACACUGGCUUCAUCAAAAACCCAAACACUGCUUUGGGACCCACCCUGGAACCUGAGGAAGUGGUAGACAAGCUGAUGAAAGGGAUCCUGACUGAGCAGAAAAUGAUUUUUAUUCCAUCUUCUAUAAGCUUUUUAACAGUGGUGGAAAAGAUCUUUCCUGAGCGUUUCCUGGCAUUUUUAAAACGAAAGAUCAAUAUUAGCUUUGAUGCAGUUAUUGGAUAUAAAACUAAAGAACAAUAAGUCCUACAUAGACUACAUUCUACAUUUAGUUGAUGUGAAUACAUAUCUUCAAAAAUACCUGCUUUCCAAAACAUCAUUAUAUUUAAGUAGCAUAACUUAAAUUCUUCUUCAUUCAUUAGCUAUAAAUAAAUAGGACUGGUUUACCA